This is a messenger RNA of Euleptes europaea (tarantolino), 1275 nucleotides long. RefSeq names its product BAF chromatin remodeling complex subunit BCL7A (gene BCL7A). The record is from RefSeq and is a predicted model, not a curated record. NCBI's taxonomy places the organism in Eukaryota, Metazoa, Chordata, Lepidosauria, Squamata, Sphaerodactylidae. The transcript has 6 exons. The coding region runs from base 8 to 643 and encodes 211 amino acids.
CCACAGCAUGUCGGGCCGGUCGGUGCGGGCCGAGACCCGCAGCCGCGCCAAGGAUGAUAUCAAGCGAGUGAUGGCGGCCAUCGAGAAAGUGCGCAAAUGGGAAAAGAAAUGGGUAACGGUUGGAGACACCUCCCUGAGGAUUUACAAAUGGGUACCAGUAACGGAGCCAAAAGGAGAUGAUAAAACCAAGAAUAAGAAAAAGGGCAAAGAUGAAAAGUGUGGUUCUGAGGUCACGACUCCAGAGAACAGCUCCUCUCCUGGCAUGAUGGAUAUGCAUGAUGAUAACAGCAACCAGAGUUCGAUAGCUGAUGCUUCUCCGAUAAAACAAGAGAACAGCAGCAAUUCGAGUCCCACGCCAGAGCAGAAUUCAACGGGACAGGCAGAUGGUCCUGAAACGAAGUCUGAUGAUGCGCAAACAGAUGCGAAAGAGGAACCUGGUUCAGAAGAUGCAUCCGAUGAACAAAAUUCACAAUCUUCAUUGGAGAAUUCCAUGAAUAGUUCAGAGAAAGUCGAAACUCAGCCGCUGACAGAAAAUGACACUGCCACAGAGGCAUCUAAAAACUCUCAGGACUCUGAAGGAGUGCCACCUUCUAAAAAGAUGAAAGUAGAGGCUCCCUCUCAACAAAAUGUGGAUGAAAUAUAGACGCUAGAUUUUUUUUCCCCUGGCCAGUUUUUACAUAAGGUACAUCAGUGGGCUAAAUUAUAGAACAACCAUACUUAAGUAUCUUGUCUCAGAGGAAGACAGAACUCCUACAAACUUUUCAAGUUACCAAGCAAAAAUCCAAGAAAACCAAGCAAAGGCUUCAGACACUGAACUUUCUUUCCUGUGAAAUGAAAUGUUGAGAAUUUUAAGUUACUGUCUCUGAAAUGGUUGGAGUGAACAACUCAGGAGGGGUCUACGCACUGUUUCUAACGUCAGAAUUACAAUUAAGUUGCUGCUGUAUUUUUUCCAUUUUUCUAUUUAACAUUUUAAGAUAUUUAAGGAUGGUACAGGUCAGGUAUUAUCUAUUCAUGUGAAGUUCAUUGUUCUGGUUUGAUGUCUGCUCUUCUUUUUCUUUUUUUUGUGCCUUGUGUUCCAAAACGAGCCAGUGCUAAUUUUUUUAACGUGAGUUUUCUCACCCCCCCUACCCCCAUCUCUUGCAAAGUGGCCUAUGUUUCUACAAUGCCAUAUAUGAAGCUUUAGGUGUGUUUCCCCCCCCCCCCUUCAAUUUUAUACCCUGGUGCUUACUGUUCUAACAUGGAGAUAUUGUGAGAGAAAUCAGGAGGCUAUUUUCA